AAAGUAAAAGUGGAAUUUUAAUUUAAAAUCUUUAUAUGUUAAAAAACUUGCGUAAUAAAUUUAAAUCAACUGAAAAGCAAGAAGAAGAAUAUGAUCUAUAUGAGUUGCCACCAGUAGAAGAAACCAAGAGUUAUCCUCCUGUUAUUCAGAAAAUAAGUCGAUCUAUUUUCUAUGUUUGGAAUAAUUUAUUAAUAAAGCCAUUUAUGUUUAUCUGGAAUUGGUUCGCUUCUCGAACUAAUUUGACAUUUUGGAUCAUCACUAGUAUGGUUGUUGGAAUCUUGAUUGGUCAUUUUGCACCAGAAGGUGCUGUUCAAUUGAAACCCCUGGGUGAUGCUUUUAUUCGUAUGAUUAAAAUUAUAGAAACCCCCCUUAUCUUUAGUACCUUAGUUGUCGGUAUUGCUGGUCAUGGCGAUGAUGUUGGUAAAGUAGGAAGAUUAGCUGUUAAAACUAUUAUUUAUUUCGAAAUUGUUACUACAUUUGCUUUAGCUGUUGGUUUAAUUAUGGCAAAUCUCAUUAAACCUGGAAAAGGUGUUACUUUAUUUGGUGAUACAAGUGAAGUAGCUAGUUUAGCUGAAAAAGGCUCACAUAUUACUUGGUACGGUGAAUUAGAAAUGAUUAUUCCUGAAAACUUUUUCGUUGCUGCUUUAAAAAAUGAAAUCUUGGGUGUUGUAUUUUGUGCUGCUAUGUUUUCAUGUGCAAUGAUGCAAGCAGAUAAGACAUCAAAAGACUUUAUGCUUCGAAUCAAUAGUUCUUUAUCUUUAAUUAUGUUUAGAUUUGUUGGAUUAGUCAUGAAUUAUGCUCCUAUCGGUAUUGGUGCAGCAUUAGCAGCAGCUAUCGGUAAAAAUGGUAUUGAAAUUCUUGCUAAUCUUGGUAAAUUAAUCGGUUCAUUAUACGCAUCACUUGCUAUCUUUGUCGCCAUCAUCCUGGUCCCUGUCAUGUUCGUUGUACGUGUCCCUAUAAUAGGCUUUUUUAAAGCAGCUUUGCCAGCUUGGUUAAUCGCUUUUAGUUCUGCCUCUAGUGAAUCGGCUUUACCAAGAGCUAUGGAAAGUAUGAGAAAAUUUGGUUGUCCUAGUUCUUUAGUAGCCUUCGUUAUUCCAUGUGGUUAUUCAUUUAAUUUGGAUGGAACAACAUUAUACCUCGCUCUCGCUAGUAUCUUUGCUGCACAGGCUGGUGAUAUAAAUCUUCCAAUUGGUACUCAACUUUCUAUCAUGGGUACAUUGAUGUUAUCAUCUAAAGGUGUUGCAGCUAUUCCUCGUGCUUCCUUAGUUAUCUUGGCCGCUACUGUAACCCAGUAUGGAUUACCUAAUGAAGCUAUUCCUAUGAUCAUGGGUGUUGACGCUAUCAUGGAUAUGGCACGUACUUCAAUUAAUGUCUUUGGUAACUGUUUAGGUUGUUGUGUCAUGGCACGUAUUGAAGGCUCCUUUCGUAGUACAGAAUGGAGAGAAGAAGAAAUUGAAAGACGUCGCACGCUUCAAGUAGAGAAAGAACGUCGGGAACGUCAAAUGGAUGGUGUCUCUGAAGAUAUCGCGCUUAAUGAUAAUAAAUCUGAGCAAAUUCAGCAUAAUGAAAAUGUUCAUGUUGUUGUUCAUGAUGCUUGUUCUGUUUCUGAGAAGAGCUUUGGAAUCACUACAUUACCUAAUAAUCAUAAGCAAUAAUAUAUAUGAUACAUGUACACUAUUUUCUGUAUUAUAAUUCUAUUCCUUUUUUUUUAUUAUUUUAUUUUUUACAAUGUAAAUAAAUAUAUACUAGUUUUUUUUUCUUAUGGGAACAUAUGUGCUUAUCAAUAGUAGCUUAUUAUUACAGGCCACCAAUUAUUAAAUUAAAAAAUAGGAUUAGAAUGAGUAAUUCUAUUACUAACUAACUAUACUGUAUUAUAUAAAAUAAUUUGAUUUGUCUACUAUAAGCUUAGAAUUUGAUGAGACACAAAAUGAUUUCAUAGUAUGUCUUCUAAAACUAGUUAGUACUUGGAUCAGCAACAUUACUCAAAUAAUAGUAGUAGUCUUU
This is a messenger RNA of Cokeromyces recurvatus, 2004 nucleotides long. RefSeq names its product Sodium:dicarboxylate symporter family-domain-containing protein. The transcript is spliced from 3 exons. Gene Ontology annotation, cellular component: membrane. The record is from RefSeq and is a predicted model, not a curated record. NCBI's taxonomy places the organism in Eukaryota, Fungi, Mucoromycota, Mucoromycetes, Mucorales, Mucoraceae. Bases 36 to 1655 code for a protein of 539 amino acids. Gene Ontology annotation, molecular function: symporter activity.